AACAAAAGCACUCUCUUGAAACUUGUACUUUUCUGAAAUCUUACAGAAAUUUGCUGUAAAAUGUCAAAAUAUAGUGUGUUAUUACCUACAUAUAACGAAAAAAGAAAUUUGCCAAUUAUCACCUACCUUAUAGCUCGUACUUUUGAGCAAGCGAACUUGACUUGGGAAAUCGUGGUAAUCGAUGAUGCCUCUCCAGACGGUACUCAAGAAGUAGCCAAAGAUUUGCAAAAGAUAUACGGUGAAGAUAAAAUAUUACUGAAACCUCGUUCUGGAAAACUGGGUCUUGGUACUGCCUAUAUUCAUGGGUUGAACUUUGCUACUGGUGACUUUGUGAUUAUUAUGGAUGCCGACUUUUCUCACCAUCCUAAAUACCUUCCUGACUUUAUUAAAUUGCAGAAGGAGGGUAACUACGAUAUCGUUUUAGGAACUCGAUAUGCUAAGGAUGGUGGUGUUUACGGAUGGAAUUUGAAAAGAAAGUUGAUUUCUCGUGGUGCCAAUCUUUUGGCUAGCACCGUUUUGGGAACUGGCGUUUCGGACGUUACUGGAAGUUUCCGACUUUACAAGAAGCAGGUCUUGGAGACCUUGAUGAAAGAGGUUACUAGCAAGGGAUAUGUUUUCCAAAUGGAAAUGAUUGCUCGUGCUCGUCAACACGAGUAUACUAUCGGCGAGGUUCCCAUUGCUUUCGUUGAUAGAUUGUAUGGUGAAAGUAAGCUCGGUAUGGACGACAUUAUCGGCUAUUUGAAGGGUGUGCUUUCCUUAGUUUUCAUUUAAUCAUGUAUUGAUGCAUAUUAUUUAUGAGUCAACCACUAGGUUUCGUUAUUCCCUUGGAUUUUUUUCGAAAGCUUUUCACUGAGAAAAUUUACAACUUUAAUUACGGCCCAGUUUUUUUUUAAACUUAAUGAUUGAUUAGUUUCUGAAUAUGCUUUGUUCUCGGAAGUACUAAUAUGAAUACAAACUCAAUAGCUAGUAUGUCAAGUAUAUAGGAGUAGAAUCGAAGGGGAUUUGACAUUUAAAAGAUACAUAUAUAUAAGCAAGUCACUGUAUUUGCUUGUUUUAUUUCUUAACAAUAGGUUCUAUUAAUUCGCUGAUCUACACAAACGCAAAGUUCAUAUCAACAUACAAUAUACAUAAAUUUAUCAACACUGG
Messenger RNA from Schizosaccharomyces cryophilus OY26, 1146 nucleotides. RefSeq names its product dolichol-phosphate mannosyltransferase catalytic subunit Dpm1. The transcript is spliced from 2 exons. Gene Ontology annotation, cellular component: endoplasmic reticulum membrane. Gene Ontology annotation, biological process: GPI anchor biosynthetic process; protein O-linked glycosylation via mannose. The coding region runs from base 61 to 771 and encodes 236 amino acids. Gene Ontology annotation, molecular function: dolichyl-phosphate beta-D-mannosyltransferase activity. The record is from RefSeq and is a predicted model, not a curated record. Lineage: Eukaryota; Fungi; Ascomycota; Schizosaccharomycetes; Schizosaccharomycetales; Schizosaccharomycetaceae.